Tarenaya hassleriana is the source of this 1536-nucleotide messenger RNA. Its product is annotated as alkane hydroxylase MAH1-like. Gene Ontology annotation, molecular function: oxidoreductase activity, acting on paired donors, with incorporation or reduction of molecular oxygen; heme binding; iron ion binding. The record is from RefSeq and is a predicted model, not a curated record. The transcript has a single exon. The coding region runs from base 1 to 1536 and encodes 511 amino acids. NCBI's taxonomy places the organism in Eukaryota, Viridiplantae, Streptophyta, Magnoliopsida, Brassicales, Cleomaceae.
AUGGCUUUGAUAGGCUUUCUUGAAGUAUCCGCAGCAUUCAUUUCCUUCCUCAUAUUCCGUUUAUUGCUCAACAAGAAAACUCACCACGCAUUGCUCACGGACUGGCCGUUUCUCGGCAUGCUUCCUGGUCUGCUCGUCGAGAUCCCUCGUCUUUACGACUGGAGCGUCGACGUUCUUGAAGCCACGGCCAUGACUCUUCUUUUCAAAGGGCCUUUGUUCUCUGGGACAGACUUGUUAUUCACUUCUGAUCCUGCGAAUAUUCGCCACGUGCUGAGUUCAAACUUCGCUAAUUACCCUAAAGGACCCGAGUUCAAGAAGAUAUUCGACGUUUUGGGAGAUGGGAUAUUCAAUUCGGACUUUGAGUUGUGGAAGAAUCUGAGGAGAUCGGCUCACUCUUUGCUGAGCCGUCAAGAUUUCCAAAAGUUUACUCUGAGUUCCAGCGAAAGCGUGGUGAAGAAUGGGCUCUUACCUCUUCUUGAUCAAGCCGCCGAGAAAAAUAUAGUCGUAGACUUGCAAGAUGUGUUCCAGAGAUACACGUUCGAUACAACCCUAAUUUUGGCAACUGGGCACGAUCCCAAGAGUCUAUCCAUCGAGAUGCCACGUGUUGAGUUUGGUAACGCUGUGGAGGACGCCGGGGAAGUGGUUUUAUACAGACAUUUAAAGCCGAUAAUCCUGUGGAAGUUGCAGCACUGGUUAGGGUUUGGAGUAGAGAAGAAGAUGAGGAAUGCUAUCACCGUUGCUAAUCGGGAAUGCAUGAAUCAUAUCCGUGCGAAAAGGGAGGAAAAAAGCCGGGGAAUUCACUCGGAAGGAGAAGCAAUGGACUUGUUGUCGUAUUACAUGGAGAUAGAUACAACCCAAUACGACCUGUUAAACCCUAGCGAUGAUAAAUUUCUCAGGGACACCAUUCUGUCAUUCAUGGUUGCUGGGAGAGACACCACAAGCUCUGGUCUCACAUGGUUCUUCUGGCUUCUCUCAAGAAACCCUAAAGCAAUGGCAAAGGUCCGACAAGAGAUCAGUACAAUACUUCCAAGACCCAUAAGCCAAUUAGACAAGGACAGGUCAUUCAACGCAUCUGAUUUGAACAAUCUAGUGUAUCUACAUGGCGCAGUUUGCGAAACCCUAAGGCUGUAUCCACCAGUUCCGUUCCAGCACAAGUCCCCUGCAAAAGCAGAUGUCCUUCCAAGCGGCCACAGAGUUGAAGCCAACUCAAAGAUUGUGUUAUCUUACUACGCGUUGGGGAGAAUGAGAUCAGUAUGGGGUGACGACGCGUCGGAUUUCAAACCCGAGAGAUGGAUUUCAGACAGCGGAGGGUCGAGACACGAGCCUUCUUUCAAGUUCGCAGCGUUUAACGCCGGUCCAAGAACUUGCUUAGGUAAGCAAGUUGCCCUAAUGCAGAUGAAGGUAGCUGCUUUGGAAAUACUCGAGAACUUUGACAUUACAGCCAUUGAAGGGCAAAAAGUAGAGUUAGUUCCCUCUGUUAUUCUUCGUAUGAAGCAUGGUUUUAAAGCCGUGAUGACUAAGAGACGUAAAACCUAA